AGCUCAGUGGGCUUAAGGGCGAUGUUUCCCUCUGAGUCCGGGGCCCGACCGCGGACCCGGGAAGCCAGCCCCACAGAACACAAGAAGUGGGUGCAAGUAUUUAAAGCAUGUGAUGAAGAUAACAAAGGCUAUCUAAGCAGAGAGGACUUUAAGGUUGCUGUUGUAAUGCUGUUUGGGUAUAAACCCUCCCAGGUAGAAACCAAUUCUGUGAUGUCUUCAUUGACCCCAGGCACUUCCGGCAUACCACUUCAGGAGUUUUUAAAUAUAGUAAGGAGAAAGAAGGAAGCUCAAAUCUUUCGGAAUGAAAUCAGACACAUCUUCACAGCUUUUGACAGGCAUUAUCGUGGCUACUUAACUUUGGAAGAUUUCCAAAAAGCCUUUGGCCUGGUGGCUCCCAACUUACCUGAGAGGCUCGUGCUUGAGGUGUUCAGGGAAGUAGAUCAAGACUCAGAUGGUCAUGUCAGCUUUAAAGACUUCGAGUAUGCCCUGAACUAUGGACAAAAUGAAGCCGAGUGACGGUGACCUGCUCUGGGGACUUCCAGGAUAGCCGAGAAGUUGCAGUGAUUUGAGCGUCAAGCAUCAACGACUUGCUAUUGUCCAUCGAUUUGAAUGUCAGUCACAUACUUGUGAUGAAACUCCGAAUUUUUUUCUGAUUAAUAGCAUUUAGUUAAAAUAUAUUUACAUGCAUAUUAAUUGCACAUAUUUUGGAAAAGAUACAAAAUGCUAUAUUUUCUUGUUAAUUAUUGCUUAUUGUUUGAUGCAUGGAAUUACAUACAUAUAAAUAUACAUUGAUACUUGAACAAAGACACUCAUAUUUUAAACCUUAGACUAAUGGAAAGCAUAUCAAUUUGUAAUUUUUUUCCUACAUGAUUAAUUGACAACUGUUAUAAGCAUUUAAUAGAGUAAGGACCAACCAAUUCUGUUUGUUAAAAAAAAAAAGAUAAUACUGCUUUGUGGAUAAUACUACCUUUACUUCAGCUAUUUAACUUUGAGAAAACAGUCAUAUUCAGUGCAAAAGUA
Molecule: messenger RNA, 1020 nt
Organism: Sorex fumeus (smoky shrew)
Lineage: Eukaryota; Metazoa; Chordata; Mammalia; Eulipotyphla; Soricidae
Gene: EFCAB11
Product: EF-hand calcium binding domain 11
Exons: 6
Coding region: 22-516 (164 amino acids)
Molecular function (GO): calcium ion binding
Source: RefSeq, a predicted model, not a curated record